AUGGGACCAGCAGGUUCCGGAAAGUCUACCUAUUGCGCGACAGUAAUGACCCACUGCCAAAGUGUUGGUCGUUCGGUACAUUUGAUGAACCUUGACCCAGCAGCCGAAAAAUUUGAAUAUGAACCAACCAUUGACAUUCGAGAUCUUAUUACUUUAGAAGACGUGAUGGAAGAAUUGCAAUAUGGACCCAAUGGCGGACUAAUAUAUUGUCUAGAAUUUUUGUUGAACGAUAUGGAUUGGCUAGAAGAAGAAUUGGGAGAAUAUGAGGAUGACUAUUUGAUCAUUGACUGUCCAGGUCAGAUCGAGCUGUAUACACAUUUCCCGAUAAUGCGUCGAAUUUGCGAUUGCUUGCAGCGAUUAAAUUUUCGAAUUUGCGGCGUGUAUUUGUUGGAAAGUCAAUUUAUACAGGAUAAAUCGAAAUUUUUUGCUGGUGUGUUGAGUGCGACCUCGGCUAUGAUUAGCUUGGAGAUACCACAUAUAAAUUUGCUCUCCAAGAUGGAUUUGUUGGGAAAGGUUAAGAAAAAGGAGUUGGAGAGAUAUUUCGAUCCUGAUCCUCUGUUACUGGAAGAAGAAGCCAAUACCUCUACGAACCCAAAAUUUCAUGAUUUAAACCGUGCAAUCGUACAACUGAUCGAUGACUACAACAUGGUUAGUUUCCUUCCGCUAAACAUCACCGACGAAGAUUCUGUAGCUGCAGUGAUGUCUCACAUCGACAAUGCAUUACAAUUUGGAGAGGAUCAGGAGCCUAAAGAACCUCUGGAUGAAUUUGAUGAGUAA
This is a messenger RNA of Acaulospora morrowiae, 777 nucleotides long. The record is from the annotation of a GenBank genome assembly. NCBI's taxonomy places the organism in Eukaryota, Fungi, Glomeromycota, Glomeromycetes, Diversisporales, Acaulosporaceae.